This is a messenger RNA of Rhincodon typus (whale shark), 405 nucleotides long. Its product is annotated as cation channel sperm-associated auxiliary subunit TMEM249. The record is from RefSeq and is a predicted model, not a curated record. Lineage: Eukaryota; Metazoa; Chordata; Chondrichthyes; Orectolobiformes; Rhincodontidae. The annotation marks the transcript as partial. The transcript is spliced from 3 exons.
GGCAACUUGCAAUUUGCUGGAUUCUUCAUCUUCCUGGUUCUCCUGGCUUUAUGGCUCAUACUCACAUCCAUUGGUAGGAGAAAUCUCAUCAUUGACUUGAAUGAGGACAUGUAUGAGUUCUACAUCCAUCGUUACCUUCAGCGCAAGGGCACCCUGGAUGAAAUCUACAUUAGGCUCAAGAUCCAAAAAACCGGACAGGGAAAGUUUUACUAUAAAAUGAUCCUGAAUGGAACUUACAUUGAAGUACUAAGUCUGACUGGCAUCAAAUUCUCCAGCAAUCGAGAGAAGCUUGAAAAGUUAGGAAUGAGACUGGCCUCAAAAUUAAACUUGAACUACUUUGAUUGUGUGGAUGUGUCAAGCAAACAUGUCAUCAGACAUUGGCCUCAGUACAAAUCAGAAGAUACA